AUGGAGACCAUCGACCCGACGACCGGCCAGAAGCUGCCGCCCGACGCCAUCCAGCGCGUGCUCUUCAUUGCCACCAACGUGCACAUCUACCAGAUCCCGCCGCUCUCCUCGAACAAGGGCUACUCGGCCGCCGAAUGGACCGACGAGAAGCGCAGCAAGAAGAUCUUCACCGGCCGCAUGCGCCUGCUCGAGACGGCCGUCCCCAAGUCCGCCUCGACAACAACAACAACGCCCGAGCAGCCGAGCGAGGACGUCAAGGUGGACCUGCUCGUCGAGGACCCGGCCACCGGCGAGCUCUUCGCCGCCGCGCCCUACACGUCGCCGGCCGUCGUCGAGCAGGCCAUCGACAGCAGCCGCUUCUUCGCCGUGCAGUUCCGCAACCAGGGCAUGAAGGCGACGCUGGGCAUCGGCUUCGAGGAGCGCAGCGAGGCCAUGGACUUCAACAUCUCGCUGCAGGACGCGCGCAAGGUGCUCGGCUUCGAGCCCAAGGGUGGCAACAGCAACGGCUCCUCCUCCGGCUCCGCGCGACCCUCGUCCAAGUCCGCCGCCGAGGAGAAGAAGGACUUCAGCCUCAAGGAGGGCGAGACCAUCACCGUCAACAUCGGCGGGAGGGGCAGGCGGAACAGGAAUAGCAGCGGGAGCCCGCCCGGCGAGGAGAACAAAGACGCGCAGGCCGCCUUGUUCUCCAUCAAGCCUCCGCCCGCGAGCGGCGGCGGUGGUGGACCGGUGCCAUUUCUGCCUCCGCCACCCAGUGCAUCGUCGGUCAAAGCAGAAAGGCGGAGGAGUCGGCCGUUGCCACCUCAGGGGGCAAUGCCGCCCGCAGAGAAGCAGCCAAGUCCGCAGGAGUUGGGCUUCGACGACGGAGAGUUUGGAGAGUUCCAGUGA
Messenger RNA from Lasiodiplodia theobromae, 885 nucleotides. RefSeq names its product Adaptin ear-binding coat-associated protein 2. The transcript has a single exon. The record is from RefSeq and is a predicted model, not a curated record. Gene Ontology annotation, biological process: endocytosis. Gene Ontology annotation, cellular component: clathrin vesicle coat; membrane. NCBI's taxonomy places the organism in Eukaryota, Fungi, Ascomycota, Dothideomycetes, Botryosphaeriales, Botryosphaeriaceae. Bases 1 to 885 code for a protein of 294 amino acids.